This is a messenger RNA of Fusarium falciforme, 1050 nucleotides long. RefSeq lists its product as hypothetical. The coding region runs from base 1 to 1050 and encodes 349 amino acids. The record is from RefSeq and is a predicted model, not a curated record. The transcript has 2 exons. Lineage: Eukaryota; Fungi; Ascomycota; Sordariomycetes; Hypocreales; Nectriaceae.
AUGGAACACUCCGUUACUCUGCUUCAUUCAGCCCUUGGCGAAGGCGAAGCGAACAAGGUUGGCGGUCACCCCACCCACGUCGACGCCGAGGCCGAGGCCAACAAGCAGCGCAGGAAGGUUCAAAAUAGGAAGAACAAAAGAGCACAGCGACUGUGGAUGCGGGAGCAAGACCCGGGGCCUGUUCUGACGUCUCGCCCGUUCCAAGUCAGGCGCUGGCGCCUCGACGAACUCGAUGGUUAUCCAUCCCGAGACGCCUCGUCAGCGAAAGACGCAACCGCCAAGCACAUCUCCGCUGGGCCACCUCACACUCACGUCAGUACAUCAAUGUCCACACCCGAACGCGCCGGUGUCCGUCGAGGGCCACCGCCCACCGCCCUCGUCCACGCCCAGACGUCCCCCGGGCCCUUCAUCUUCCCCCUCUCAACAGAUCACCUCCUUCAUCUUAUCCAGUAUAAUGUCUUUCGCGCCUUUGUCUCCAACAAGCGCACUCUCAAUACCCUUCUCACAGGCUGGACCGAUGCCCCUCGCCCCCCCACUACCUGUCCCAUCAGUGGCCCUUACCGUGAUGACACAACUAUCUACCCCCUCAACCCCAAUAUCCCUCUCUCCCUCUUUCCGACCCGCCUCCAGCAAGCCCGCCCCCACUCCUUAUGGAUCAACCUCAUUCCCUUCCCCUGCGUCCGUGACAAUCUUAUCAAGCGCGAAGGACGCUUCGACCACUGGGAGCUGCUGCAAGACCUGAUCGGCGAGCUCAUGAGCGUCACGCCGGCUCCAAAGCAACGAGGUACGCCCCUCACCAUCACCGUCGCCGACCCUAAAACCAUGUGGACCCUGCCCCUCGCAGCAAGACGUGACGAAGAUGAGGUCACCGCGGGGCGCCGGGGGCUUAUUGUUUGGGGCGAACCAUACGACAUGCAGAACUGGGAGGCCACUCCCGGCUUUCUUGCGAAAUGGGCGUGGGCUGUGGAGGGUUGCGAUGAGCUAGUCAAGUGUAGUAACCGCUGGAGGCUGAGGAGAGGAGAGGAACCUAUGCGCCUCUCUGAAUCGUAA